This is a messenger RNA of Lichtheimia ornata, 909 nucleotides long. RefSeq lists its product as uncharacterized. Lineage: Eukaryota; Fungi; Mucoromycota; Mucoromycetes; Mucorales; Lichtheimiaceae. The transcript has a single exon. The record is from RefSeq and is a predicted model, not a curated record. Bases 1 to 909 code for a protein of 302 amino acids.
AUGAAUUAUCACCAGCAACAAUCACCCUACUGGCCACAACCCAAUGCAGGUCAUUACGGCUACCCCAUCAUUGUUACAUCAUCCGGCACGCCAACAUCACCACACUUUAUUCCACAGAAUCAAUACCCACAACCUCCUCCACAGCCACAAUACUUGUAUGCACCUGUUUAUUACUACUCGAAUACGACGCCUCAACAACAACCAAUGAUGGCACCAUCAUCAUCAUCCGAUUCUUCUUAUCGACGUCCUCGUAGUAGUCAUCGUAUGUCUACUAUCAGCACUACGAGCAGCAGCCACAGUAAUAAUAGCAAUGGGAGAAAACCACGACGACCAAUGUCUGUGCAAGCACCAAUGCCACCACAGCAAUACCGUAUGGCAUCGAUUGCCGAGGAAAAAGAAAUACAUCAGCAACAAAAACAACGUGCAUCAUCCGCACUUUGUGUAACGCCAAGCGAUAAAGACGAAGAAGUCCCGCUCGCCAUGCUCGCUUACAGAAAAGGAUACCCUCCGUAUCAGCGACGUUCCACAACCACCACCACAACACAUCAUCGUCAUCAUCAUCAUCCAGUAGCACCUUGUAAUUAUUCAGCACCGCCGCAACCCAGCAACAUGUCGAUCCGAUCUGCUCCAGCAACCACUCCACGACCCCAAUCCUAUCAUCCUCGUCGCAGUGUUAGAAUGGAGCAAAGUCAUAGUGCAAGCACGCGUACAACAUCCAAUAACAGUAGUCGUCGUCCAUCUCUUGUGAGUGACCAUCCUUACUCCAAUUCCACAGCUACAAGUGUCACCAGCAGUAGCGAACCUUCAUCAUCCUAUUCCGCAGCACCAGCCACACCUUCUUCUGUGUCACGACGACCAUCGGUUGCUAAACGAUGGAUCAACCGCUUCACCCGCUCGCUUAAAUCAUGA